Messenger RNA from Rubroshorea leprosula, 1393 nucleotides. Lineage: Eukaryota; Viridiplantae; Streptophyta; Magnoliopsida; Malvales; Dipterocarpaceae. The record is from the annotation of a GenBank genome assembly.
AUCGUCUCAUCAUUUUUCCUGUGAGCAUAUUCUCUAUAUAACUCGUAUCAAUACAACCUAUAUCUCCUUCAAAUCAUUAAUUCCCCCACAAAAAGAGAAAGAUAUAGAGCGGCGGUGAAUUAACUUGGGAAAAAAAAAAGGUUAAGAUCAUCAAUGGUGAGGAUUAUUCCGGUGAGGUUCGAUAGGGUGGCGGCGGCUUUCGAUGAGGCGGCGAAAGCUGCAGCAGGGGUGAGGUUGUGCGAGAGUAGUGGGAGUGAGCACUCCCCUGCUACGGAUCUUUCAGAUCUUGUGAAUUCUUUUAUAGAGAAGCAGUGCAUGAUUGAAAAUGGUGUGGAGAAAGAAGAGAAAGAGAAGGACUGCGAUGAAUCCGACUGGUCUGAGUUAGAGACGAAAGUUAUGUUGCAGGAUUUACUUGGAAAAAGUCUUUUAGUUGGUGACACAGAUAAGGAGAUUAAGCAGAGGAUUCUUACAGCGACGGAGACUGCCUACCGGAGAGUAGCCGACGGAAGUUCGUCUCCAAAUUUCAAGCGUAGUCUAAUGUUAAGCUUGCGUGACAGUGGCUUUGAUGCUGGUCUCUGCAAGUCUCGAUGGGAGAAGACAGGAAAACAUAUAGCAGGGGUUUAUGAGUAUGUAGAUGUGAUUGUUAGCGGGACUCGCUACAUUGUUGAAGUAAAUCUAGCGGCAGAAUUCGAAAUUGCUAAACCAACAUCCAGUUACGUUUCACUCCUGGAGAUUUUCCCAUGGAUAUUCGUCGGAAAAAGUGAUGAGUUGAAGCAGGUGGUGCGACUGAUGUGCAGUGCAAUAAAGAAAUCAAUGAAGAGGAAGGAAUUGCAUGUUCCUCCAUGGAGGCGGAAUGGCUACAUGCAAUUAAAGUGGUUUGCUUCUUACAAAAGGACAACCAGUGAAGUUCCUGGUAAUUACAAGUGGGAGGACGCGUUGUCGGGAAAAAGAGGGAUUGGCUUUGAGGCUUUGCCGACGAAAUCAUACCAUUGCAGAGAUGAUUUUGGGAGGAAUGUUGGAUUGAAAGUUGGAUAUCUAGCAGCAGCCUUGAAUGGCUCAUGAUCAAGAUAGAACCGAGAUAUUAAAAUUUUGUUUUUGUCAAUUGGAAAAUUUUGAUUUCCAUGUCCUGAAAAUUUUAGGUAAUUUGCCUUUUAAGUCUCAACAUUUUAGAAUCUAAGAUGUGAGCCGCCAACAGCUGCUCCUAGAGUAUAAGUCUCCUGGACAGGGAGACUGGAAUAAGUCAAAAUUUCUGUAAACUUGCGAUGGACAAGAAAGUGAGUGGAUUUGAAUUUGCCAUGGUGGAUAGGUUAUCCGGUUCUGUCUGCGGUUCGUUUUGGCUAAUGGUUACUGUAAUUUUUUUGGAUUUUUAAAUGGAGGAAUUAUAUGCUUAAAU